Molecule: messenger RNA, 5214 nt
Organism: Acanthoscelides obtectus
Lineage: Eukaryota; Metazoa; Arthropoda; Insecta; Coleoptera; Chrysomelidae
Source: the annotation of a GenBank genome assembly
UGUCAUGAUUGAUGAAAAGAUAAGUUCAUUCAGUUCUGCAUGUUGAUUAUUAUGUCCAGGUUUCAGUCAUCAAAGCGAAUGGAAUAACGUCAUCCUUAAAUUUCGACAAACUACAAUUGACUGCCUGCUGUAUCCAUGAUUGAGCACCCAAUAAAAGACCAAGGGCACUCAAAAACGAAGAAGCUUUUCAUUUUGAUUGCCCUUAUUGGUGCAACUGUAACUAUAGUUAAUUAUCACAACCUAUAUCAGAAGAAAUUGGACGUAAAGAGAUUUCAAUAUUCGGCAAGUCGAAAUAUUCCUCCCUUUCCAGCCAAAUAUCAUAGAGGUUUUCUGGUGUCUAGCUCAAAAUGCAAGAUAAUAGACCUAGACCCGUUCAAUGAUGAAGCAAUGCAAUUUCACUCAGCUAAACGUUACCAAAAUUGUACAAAGAGACAACUUUUGACGUAUGUUACAAAAGAGGACAAUGUUGCCACACUACAUAUUAAUACAUCGCUGCAGUCUGCAUACAGUCUAAAAAAUAUACGAUGCUGCUACUCAAAUAUAAUCAGAGAUUCAGACGGAGAAUAUCCAGAUACCACAAUCAACAUAUCCAUGUGUCAAGAAUUCACAAAUAGUGUACUUAUUUCUCAAGAUCCUGUAAUGGUGAAUUGUAUAGACGAUGAUGGACUGAUCUACGAAAACGUUCACAUUGCCGUCACUAUGACAAAAAGCAUCGAGGACAAAAUUACAAAAUCUAAGAAACGAAGACCUAUAAGCCUACUAAUGAUUGGCAUCGAUAGUGUAUCCCGUUUGAAUUUUAUCAGAACUAUGCCCCAUACUUACAACUACGUUGAAACAAAUCAUUGGAUACCACUUCUGGGUUUCAACAAGAAGGGAGAUAACACUUUUCCCAAUAUGAUGGCUAUAUUGACUGGGCUCGACGUUAGCCUGUUGAUGGAGGACAAGAUAUGUAACCCGUACAUUUUCGGGGAGCUCGAUACUUGCCCUAUGAUAUGGAAAAACUAUAGUAAGCUCGGUUAUAUCACAGCUUAUGCAGAGGAUGAACCUUACAGAGUUGCUUUUAACUAUGCGAAGGGUUUCAAAACUCCCCCUACCGACUAUUAUUUCAAGCCUUACGUUUUAGCCACACAAAAAUUGAGCAAAGGAUAUACGUAUAUUGACGGCCUUUCUUAUUGUACUGGACCUGAAACUGCUGGUGAAAGGAUUAUGAACCUAGCCAAUGAUUUCUCGGCUACUUUCAAAUCAUACCCCUAUUUGGGAUUAUUUGGAUGAACAGCUUUAGUCAUGACAAAAUUAACUCUCCUGGACGGAUGGACCUUAAAGUUAAGGAUUUUCUGGAAACUUUAACGAAAGAGAGAAUCACAGAUGACAGCAUCAUAGUGUUCUUCAGCGAUCAUGGUAUCAGAUAUGGUGAUAUACUUCUGUACAACACAGGAUGGCACGAAGAGAGGUUACCUUUCAUAUAUUUUUCGUUCCCUACUUGGUUCAAAAGGAAGUACCCUAGAUUACUCAAUAAUUUCAAGGCAAACAUGCACAGGCUGACGUCUCCAUAUGAUUUCUACAUGACGCUACAGCACGUUCUGUUACUAGAAGGAAAGAUCUCCGAAUUCAAACCAAGCAUCGCAUGUCCAACAUGCAAAUCAUUUUUCGAUGAGAUUCCUCAUAAUCGAAGCUGUAAGGAUGCUGGGAUUCCAACCCAUUACUGUACCUGUCAAGGGUAUUUAGAGGUACGCCUUUCCCAGGACGUAGCCCAACAUGCCGCACAGCUUCUUAUCGAUGAGGUACACAGUCGCAUCAAGGACAUACCAUCUUGCUUACGUUAUAAGCUACUUAGAGUCAGAAGGACAGCUGUUUCUCAAAAUAGUCUUCUUGAAAAUGAAACUUAUCUCCUAAUGUCGAUAGAAACGAUACCGACAGCUAUCUUUGAAGCAACCUUUAUUGUAUCUGGUGAUAUUUCUCGUAAGGAUAUUUCGCUGGCUGAAAAUAGAUGGAUCAGCAGGUUAGAUCCUACGGGAGGGAACGAUUGGUGUACGAAGAAUUUUAAAAUCUACUGCUUUUGCCCCAAAAAGCAUUAGUCAGCUUCAGCGAACUUUCUGUCUUGCGCUAAAUCUUUUAUCUCCUUGCUUUGAGAUUCAAGAAUAAUUGUGUCUAGUAAACAGCCGAUCUAAGAUCCCAGCUAACACAAGCACGUAGUAGUGACGUCGAAAUAUUGCGAUAACUUGCGCGAUUCUUCCAACUAUCGACAUCGUAAUGACCUCUACUAAAUGCCCAAUUUCGUACGGGUACUGCAAGACGAUGUUAUGGCCUAUUUUUGGGCUUGUUUUUUUUUGGUAAGGUAUUUUUUCAAAAGAUCAAGGUCAUGGCUUCAAAAACUUUCUGCAAGGAAUUCAACGGUGACCUUGAAUUUGACCGUGUCCUUCAUCUCCAAAGUUAAUUUACGGUCAAGUUUAUUUUUGAUGCCGAUAGUCAAAGAACAGAAAAUUUUACUUUCAGACGCAGUCCAGGGUCGGAAUGACUACUAAAGUUUAAAUAAAGGCAAAUGUGUGCUGCUAGGGAAAAAAUCUCACAGAAUUAGUGAUGAAAAUAAGUAUCAAGGUAAGCUCUGUAGUAAAUGUUGACGAGUGGUCUUCGAUUUAACCUUUAACUUCACCUUAGAGGUCAUUUCAAGGUCAUUUUUUUCUUCAAAUAGAAACCCACAGGAACAGUAUCGGUUAAAAGUCAUUUGUAACGAGCACCAUAAUUCCCUCGUCAAAAUUUACCCAAAGAUCUGAUCUUGACAGUUAUUUUCGUCACUAUUCGUGUGACAUUUAUAGAGGUUUUCCUAGCAGCACACAUUUGGACUUUAUGUGACCUCUAAUGCUCACCUUGACCUUCAACUCUAAUAUACAUUUGAGCAUUUCCUGCCCUCUGGAUUUUCGACAUCGCAUAGGCGUUCCUAUUUUUGAGAAAAUAGAGCUGACCUUGAAGGUGAGGUUCAAAGUCAAAUUCAAGAUCACCGCUACGUGUGAAAACUUGCUAAAGAUCUGACCUUACCAGUUGUUUUCCUCACGCUAUCUGCGAGUUUUCUAGAGAUUUUCCUAGCAGCAAUUAUUUGACUUUGUUUUAACCUAUUUGACCUCCAGCGGUCAUCUUAAUAUUCAAUUUUAAUACAUAUUUGAAUAUAAAAUUUCCUGCUCUUCCGAUUGCCGGCAGCAAAAAUAGGGGCUUCCAUGAAAAAAUUUGACUUUGGGUAAGUUUUAACAAGGGAACUACGGUGCUCGUUACAAAUGAUUUUUAGCCGAAACCGUCCCUGCGAUCGAUGAUUUUGAAAUGACGUUGGAAGUGAAGUUCAAGGUCAAAUUCAAGAUCACUCCUCAAAAUUUACUAAAGAACUGACCUUGAAAGUUAUUUGUAAUUUUCAUCACUAAUACUCUAAGAUAGUGGUUGUCCCAGCAGCACACAUUCGACCUCCAUUUGACCUUUAGUGAUCACCAAGACAUUGGUCUUCAAUUCGCACUUAUACGUAAAAAUUUCUGCUCUUUUGGUUGCUGGCAUCAAAAAUAGGGAUAUUAAUUGAAACAUGCAGUUGACUUUGAAAUAACCAUGAAGUUGAAGGUCAAGGUCAAAUCCAAGAUCACCGUUCACUCCCUCGUUAAGAUUUACCAAAGACCUAACCUUUGAGAUUUAUAUAGGAUUUCCUAGCAACACACAUUUGAUCUUCAUUUGACCUUUAGCAGUCAUCCUGACCGUGGACUUUAAUUGUGCUUGAACGUAAAAUUGUCUGUUCUAUCGAUUGCCAGCAUCAAAAAUAGGGGUUUCUACUUGAAAAGAUAAAGUUGAUCUAGAAAUAACCUUGAAGGUGAAGGUCAAGAUCAAAUUCUAGGUCACCUGACACCUGACCUUUUCCAAGAAUACGUUACACAAAAAAAUACAAAGCGGUUCCGGGACUUUUGUGUCGCGCUGUAUACAUAUAUUGUCAUAUGUACAAGGUUCUUGUUAAUUCAGAAUCAAUCUUUCCGAUUCAAAACGGGCAAGGCAAUAAUUAUUGCAUUCCAUCUCUGAUUGUCGUGCACUCAAAGCAUCUCAAAGUUACCGUAUAAUGUUCCAUUUCCAUUUUAUAUUCCUAGUGUUCCGAUUUCAAAGAAUGAAUCAAAAUAUCCUUAUCGGAUACAACAUUCAGAUAGAACAUGAAAACCAAAAGAAUACAUAUCACACAUGUUCGCUAUUCAACGUUGCAUAUUCUUUUCACGCUUAAUGGCAACUAUGUAACAAAUGACAAUUGGCAGUGAACAGCAAUCGCGAGCCGCUGCAAUCGCGACUCUUCCUUGCUCCCGCCAUUUGUACCGCUCGUGUUUUGUUGCUCUAACUCCCACGUACUUAGUAUAAUUUCCAAAACUGUAGAAAAAUGGUCAAUUUUGAAAGCAGUUUCCAGACGAAGGUACUUUAAUUUUCACUGUUACCUGUAGUUACACAGCUCUUAGGUUCGAAAGACAAAUGGCAACAUCAGCGUAAUGUGCCCCCCAAACGUCGUGUAAACUAGUGAAGUGAGGAAUGGGGAACCAAGUAAUAGGUCGUCUUUCGUAGCUAGGCGGGCAGCGCCUAGCUAGUGUUUAUAGCUUAUCUACAUGGGUAUAUAAUUUUUGAAGGUGCUAAAACUGGUUUUUUUAAGGGGGACGCUAAACGGACAUGCACACAUUCUGGCCCCGCCUUAGAGACCCGUCGAGAGGUACCGCCACGUUCGGCAGUCAGAGACCAUCUACCACCUACGGACAAUCACAACAUCCAUAGUCAAUGGAAAAAUUCUCAUGGGACGUAGACCCAUAUAACGUCUACCACUGCGCCACCAUUGCCGCUACUUAUUAUAACUAAUGCACGUCACUUAGGAGGUGACUUACACGUUACUUUUACGUUAUUUAUCUCGUAAUUUCUUGUCACUUGAUGGUCAGUUUGUAACGUGAUUUUCACGUGCUUGUGCUACCUGGGAUUGUAAGCCUCAAAUGCAGAGAGAAGCGUUCUUAAGAAAUAAAUAAAUAAAUAGAGUUUUGACGUUCUUCUGGUUUUAUCAUUCGACACCCUCGCGGAACAGAUGGUCUACGCCACAGGGUGCACUCAAACUCGCUCCGCUACGCGCUGCCAGGGUACAUCCGUUCACUUCUCUACAGCCACGAUUACUACCGUUCAGCUACAGCUUGUCCGAAGGCAUUCGCUAGGCUGCAAUUUUCAAAUCAGUGUAAG